GGAAGUGGAGUGAAACAACCUUGCGUUCCAGCAAAGAAGCCCAAUCCCCACAAAAUCAAAAACUAUCAAUUCCACAUGGAACUGGGGAAUGGAACCUUCGGCAAGGUUAUGCUGGCAUCACUGACCAACUGCAGAGAGCAAGUGGCAAUUAAAGUCUUGCAGAAGAAAGACCAACAAGCACAUGUCAACAUGAUCCUGGCAGAGGCACGUGCCCUCAGAACAUCUGAAGGUUGUCCCUUUCUUUGUCGUGGAUAUGCAGCAUUCCAAACAAAGCUGCAUGCUUUCCUUGUUAUGGAGCGCGUGAGAGGAGGAAACCUGCAGGACCUAAUAGAUAUGGAAGGUCAACUUACGAGGGACAGCAUAAUGUAAGUAGCAAGCUAACUAUAAAGAGCAA
This is a messenger RNA of Xenopus laevis (African clawed frog), 394 nucleotides long. Its product is annotated as putative protein kinase C delta type homolog. NCBI's taxonomy places the organism in Eukaryota, Metazoa, Chordata, Amphibia, Anura, Pipidae. Bases 76 to 369 code for a protein of 97 amino acids. The record is from RefSeq and is a predicted model, not a curated record. The transcript is spliced from 3 exons.